ACCAGUAUCUUACGUCAAUUGACAUUGGUGACGGCACGCAUCACUGCGCCAGUGCUACUUAGUUUGUUCUACUAGCUUGCGGCGUUGCUCACUAUUGGAAGGUUCUAACCAUUCAGGAAAAAAAAGAAAACGUGGGUGUGUCUUUAGCUGCAAUUGGAUUUUCUUCCUUCUCCGGACCGGUGCGUUAGUACCACAGUGCUCCAUAAACCGUUGCAAAAGGAAGUGAUCGGUCAGACUUUUAUCCCUUAACCAUUGCUUACGGAUUACCUUCGUGACUUGGCGGAAAGUACCUUCAGUUGAUUCAAAAUGCCGAACCUAUUACAAGACGGAACAUAUGAAAGAAAAAUCCAAUCAGGCUACCACGGCGAAGAAUUCCAAAAACAAGUUGCAGUCGCCUUUUUUCUACGGAUGCGGAGAGACAGUUUCAAUGUAAGAUUGGCAUAUGAAGUGUCACAAGCCGACAAGUACGAUGACGUAGUGAUCAUUGACGAUGAACGUGAGGUUUUACACUUCAUCCAGGUGAAGCACGCCGUUACCAAAGGUGGCAAGGUAAAUGUUAUCGAUUUGAAUGCACUGUUUCCGACCGUGGAAAAAGAUCAACACAACGGAGACUUCAGUAUUUACAAGUACCUGGAAUCCUAUUUGAAAGUUGUUGAAAACUUUAAGAAAGACCAAUACAAAAAGCAGUUCUAUAUAUUUACUAAUAAGGAUUUAAACAUCUCCGAUGUUGAUUGGGUGAGAACUGUUGUGGUAGAAGUAGAUGAAAUCCUACGAUUUCCUGGAUCCAAGGCCCGACACCUGAAACUGGAUCCAACCGAAAAAGCUAUUAAGGAGUUGAGCAAUUUUAUCAACAAAGAUUUCGAAAACCUUAAAAAGGCAAUCAAAGAGCUUUUCAACAAUGGAACCGUCAGUAACAUUUUAGAAACCUAUAGUACUCCUCUGAAAGACGUUUUAACAAUAAAAAAGAAGCAAUGCAGUUUUUUAGAUAGCUUCAACUCGGAAAGCGAACAAUUCAAUGUUGCCAAGUUGUUUAAAGUUCUGGAAAAAGAUAAGUUUGAUAUGAAGAAGACAAUAACAGUGAAUAACUUUUUACUAAGAAACUCAAGGGUGAAACAUUUGCCACGUUAUUUUAGUGAGGAGGAAAUUGUGGCAUUCUUCAACGACUUUUCUCUAUUGGUGAGUCAACCAAAUGAUUUGUAUCCAAUUAUUGAACGCGAGCUGUGGACGUGGUGUAAAUCGUGGAUCUGUCCAGAAAUUCUCAGAAAAUUGAGUGAAAUCGAUGUGAUAUUUAGAGAUCUGAUAUUAAAAUUUGACCAACUCAAUAAACCCAAAAACAAUAAAAUGAAAGCAAUGUUGAAAAAAAGUGAUGUACUAAACUGUCUUAGUGAAAUUCAAAAUGAUAACGAUAAACUUGAAGGUAAGGAAGCAAAACAAUUGCAAAAAUAUUACAUCAAUCGCCGUAUUAUAUACAAAUAUAGUAAACCGACCAAUGACGAAAAUGUCAUUGAAGUUGAGAAAACAGGUAUGGAAGAGGCGAAGAUGAACCAGCGUCUGGCUGAAAAUCUCCUUAAUAAAGACAACCAACCAGGUAUGGAAGGCAAAAUUGAAGAACUUUCACGACAGAUGAGUGACACUCAGUUUGUUGAAGAGCUUGGGGAAACAUUUAAAGACCAUCAGAUCAUCGUACUUCUGGCAGACCCCGGAAUGGGGAAGACUAGCUUGCUUCAGUUUGUAGCCUUUGAAGUGCAGAAGCAAAAUGUCGUUAAUGUCCUGUUAGUGUAUUUAAGCGAGUUGGUGAUGGAACUCGAAAAAGUAAAACACAUUUCAGAGUUGAAGGUGCUUAAUGUGCUCAAAGUGAUCCUUUCAGAGCGAAAUUGCGAUCUCAUUGAAAAUUCCCCACAUGAAAGGGAUGACAGAGGCUAUUCAAUUCUUAUAGUGAUGGAUGGCUUCGACGAGAUCCACUCCAAGUACACCGACAAGGUGAUUGAGAUGCUGGAACAACUCAAGUUGAAAAAGAGCAUUCGAAUCAUCAUCAGCGCCAGAAAACAUAUGCAAGUAUUAUUAGAGAGUAAAUUUAAUGUAAGAUCUAUGUUUCUGGAGCCGUUCAUUGUGGAAGACCAAAUCAACUAUUUCAGAAAGAUGUGGCACGAACCAGAUCUAGAUGAACAUUGCUUUGAAAGCUACUCGACACAUAUUUUAAACACAUUUAAAUCAAAUAUCCCUUCAAAUUUAGGCGAAAUUUGUGGUGCGCCACUCAUGGUAAAAAUGCUGGCGGAGGUUUAUUUAGAAAAAUUUAGAAAUUACCAUUCAUCGAAGAAUACAAAUCAGCUCGUGGUUCUGACUGAAGAAAAAAUGAAUAUUGCACAGCUAUACGAACAGUUUAUAAGAAGAUGUUUUCACAAGAAAUUUAUGGAAAAAUUUAAGCCCAAAUUUGCUCUGAGCGACGCAGAAUUGGAUUGGUUGAUGGGUGAUUUUAUUUUGAAGCAUCAGUUGUUAGCUAUGGAACUGCUAAAUAUUGAAGUACGUAUGGACUUAUUAAAAAAUCAAUAUUAUAAAGUAAUACACGAUCAAUUUAAAAUACGAUGCGAACAGGAAUCAGAUUCAUCACAACUGGUUCAUGUAGUCCAGCAGAAGGUUGAUUUUUGCCAUCGGUCUUACAGUGAAUACUUUGUGGCAAAAUAUCUAUGCGACAACAUUUUUACGUUGUCAGGAAAAAUUGUCAGACGCAUUUGGUCUAGAUAUACUGUUGUUCGAAGAUUGUCUAUGACCAAGAUGGAAGGAAACCAGGCAUAUCUCAAUAUCUUAAAUAGUUUGUGUAAAAAAAACUGGAAGAUUGCACUGUGGGCAUGUGAGUGUGACUGUUUGAGUAUCAUUUCCUCUUUAGAAGGACAUUUUAAAUCAUUCUCAACAAGCAACCUAACGGAUAUGAUACUGGUUGCUAAGGAAAGUGGGUUUGUUGAAAUAUAUAAAUUAUUAUCAAAGGAUAAAGCUGACGUGAAUGCAGCGGAUGAAAAACAAUUUAAAAUGCCGAACCUAUUACAAGACGGAACAUAUGAAAGAAAAAUCCAAUCAGGCUACCACGGCGAAGUAUAUCAAAAACAAGUUGCAGUCACCUUUUUUCUACGGAUGCGGAAGGACAGUUUCAAAGUCAGAUUGGCAUAUGAAAUGUCAAAAGCCGACAAGUAUGAUGACGUAGUGAUCAUUGACGAUGGACGUGAGGUGUCACACUUCAUCCAGGUGAAGCACGCCGUUACCAAAGAUGGCAAGGUAAAUGAUAUCGAUUUAAAUGCGCUAUUUCCGACCGUGGAAAAAGAUCAAUACAACGGAGACUUCAGUAUUUACAAGUACCUGGAAUCCUAUUUGAAAGUUGUUGAAAACUUUAAGAAAGACCAAUACAAAAAGCAGUUCUAUAUAUUUACUAAUAAGGAUUUAAACAUCUCCGAUGUUGAUUGGGUGAGGACUGUUGAGGUAGAAGUAGAUGAAAUCUUACGAUUUCCUGGAUCCAAGGCCCGACACCUGAAACUGGAUCCAACCGAAAAAGCUAUUGAAGAGUUGAGCAAUUUUAUCAACAAAGAUUUCGAAAACCUUAAAAAGGCAAUCAAAGAGCUUUUCAACAAUGGAACCGUCAGUAACAUUUUAGAAACCUAUAGUACUCCUCUGAAAGACGUUUUAACAAUAAAAAAGAAGCAAUGCAGUUUUUUAGAUAGCUUCAACUCGGAAAGCGAACAAUUCAAUGUUGCCAAGUUGUUUAAAGUUCUGGAAAAAGAUAAGCUUGAUAUGAAGAAGACAAUAACAGUGAAUAACUUUUUACUAAGAAACUCAAGGGUGAAACAUUUGCCACGUUAUUUUAGUGAGGAGGAAAUUGUGGCAUUCUUCAACGACUUUUCUCUAUUGGUGAGUCAACCAAAUGAUUUGUAUCCAAUUAUUGAAAGCGAGCUGUGGACGUGGUGUAAAUCGUGGAUCUGUCCAGAAAUUCUCAGAAAAUUGAGAGAAAUCGAUCUGAUAUUUAGAGAUCUGAUAUUAAAAUUUGACCAACUCAAUAAACCUAAAAAGAAUAAAAUGAAGGCAAUGUUGAAGAAAAGUGAUGUACUAAACUGUCUUAGUGAAAUUCAAAAUGAUAACGAUAAACUUGAAGGUAAGGAAGCAAAACAAUUGCAAAAAUAUUACAUCAAUCGCCGUAUUAUAUACAAAUAUAGUAAACCGACCAAUGACGAAAAUGUCAUUGAAGUUGAGAAAACAGGUAUGGAAGAGGCCGAGAUGAACCAGCGUCUGGCUGAAAAUCUCCUUAAUAAAGACAACCAACCAGGUAUGGAAGACAACAUUGAAGAACUUUCACGACAGAUGAGUGACACUCAGUUUGUUGAAGAGCUUGGGGAAACAUUUGAAGACCAUCAGAUCAUCGUACUCCUGGCAGACCCCGGAAUGGGGAAGACUAGCUUGCUUCAGUUUGUAGCAUUUGAAGUGCAGAAGCAAAAUGUCGUUAAUGUCCUGUUAGUGUAUUUAAGCGAGUUGGUGAUGGAACUCGAAAAAGUAAAACUCAUUUCAGAGUUGAAGGUGCUUAAUGUGCUCAAAGUGAUCCUUUCAGAGCGACAUUGCGAUCUCAUUGAAAAUGCCCCACAUGAAAGGGAUGACAGAGGCUAUUCAAUUCUUAUAGUGAUGGAUGGCUUCGACGAGAUCCACUCCAAGUACACCGACAAGGUGAUUGAGAUGCUGGAACAACUCAAGUUGAAAAAGAGCAUUCGAAUCAUCAUCAGCGCCAGAAAACAUAUGCAAGUAUUAUUAGAGAGUAAAUUUAAUGUAAGAUCUAUGUUUCUGGAGCCGUUCAUUGUGGAAGACCAAAUCAACUAUUUCAGAAAGAUGUGGCACGAACCAGAUCUAGAUGAACAUUGCUUUGAAAGCUACUCGACACAUAUUUUAAACACAUUUAAAUCAAAUAUCCCUUCAAAUUUAGGCGAAAUUUGUGGUGCGCCACUCAUGGUAAAAAUGCUGGCCGAGGUUUAUUUAGAAAAAUUUAGAAAUUACCAUUCAUUGAAGAAACAGAAUACAAAUCAGCUCAUUGAUCUGACUAAAGAAAAAAUGAAUAUUGCACAGCUUUACGAACAGUUUAUAAGAAGAUGUUUUCACAAGAAAUUUAUGGAAAAAUUUAAGCCCAAAUUUGAUCUGAGCGACGCUGAAUUGGAUUGGUUGAUGGGUGAUUUUAUUUUGAAGCAUCAGUUGUUAGCUAUGGAGCUGCUAAACAUUGAAGUACGAAGGGAAUUGUUUAAAAAUCAAUAUUAUAGAGACAUACACGAUCAAUUUAAAAACCGAUGCGAACAGGAAUCAGAUUCAUCACAACUGGUUCAUGUAGUCCAGCAGAAGGUUGAUUUUUGCCAUCGGUCUUACAGUGAAUACUUUGUGGCAAAAUAUCUAUGCGACAACAUUUUUACAUUGUCAGGAGAAAUUGUCGUACACAUUUUGUCCACAUAUAUUGUUGUUCGAAGAUUUUCUAUGACCAAGAUGGAAGGAAACCAGGUAUAUCUCAAGAGUUUGAAUAGUCUGUGUAAAAUAAGCUGGGAGAUUGCACUGUGGGCAUGUGAGUGUGACUGUUUGAGUAUCAUUUCCUCUUUAGAAGGACAUUUUAAAUCAUUCUCGACAAACAACCUAACGGAUAUGAUACUGGUUGCUGCUAAACGUGGGUUUGUUGAAAUCUGUGAAUUCUUAUUAAAGAAUAAAGCUGACGUGAAUGCAGCGGAUGAAAAAAAAAUAACUGCUCUUUAUUAUGCAGCUCAAAAUGGACACGAUCAGUUGAUCCAACUGUUGAUUGACAAAGGAUCCACUGUUAACACUUAUUCAACUACCGGUAGAACUCCACUUCAUGCCGCAGCAUGGAAUGGUCAUAAGAAUAUUGCAGUGCUCUUGAUAUCAAACAAUGCUGACGUGAAUGCAGUGGAUGAAAAUCAAUGGACUCCUUUGAAUUUAGCUGCUCAUAAUGGACACGACCAGUUGAUCCAACUGUUGAUUGAUAAAGGAUCCACUAUUCACAUUUGUUCAACGACCGGUGUAACUCCACUUCAUAGCGCAGCACGGAAUGGUCAUAAGAACGUUGUAGAACUCUUGAUAUCAAACAAUGCUGACGUGAAUGCAGUGGAUGAAAAUCAAUGGACUCCUUUGAAUUUAGCUGCUCAAAAUGGACACGAUCAGUUAAUCCAACUGUUGAUUGAUAAAGGAUCCACUAUUCACAUUUGUUCAAUUGACGGUGUAACUCCACUUCAUAGCGCAGCACGGAAUGGUCAUAAGAACGUUGCAGAACUCUUGAUAUCAAACAGUGUUGACGUGAAUGCAGUGGAUAAAAAUCAAUGGACUGCUAUUCAUUAUUCAGCUCAAAAUGGACACGAUCAGUUGAUCCAACUGUUGAUUGACAAAGGAUCCACUGUUAACACCUGUUCAACGACCGGUUUAACUCCACUUCAUAGCGCAGCACGGAAUGGUCAUAAGAACGUUGCAGAACUCUUGAUAUCAAACAAUGCUGACGUGAAUGCAGUGGAUGAAAAACAAUGGACUGCUAUUCAUUAUUCAGCUCGAAAUGGACACGAUCAGUUGAUCCAACUGUUGAUUGACAAAGGAUCCACUGUUAACACUUGUUCAACUACCGGUAGAACUCCACUUCAUACCGCAGCACGGAAUGGUCAUAAGAACGUUGCAGAACUCUUGAUAUCAAACAAUGCUGACGUAAAUGCAGUCGAUGAAAAACAAUGGACUGCUAUUCAUUUUGCAGCUCAAAAUGGACACGAUCAGUUGAUCCAACUGUUGAUUGACCAAGGAUCAACUGUUAACACUUGUUCAACUACCGGUGUAACUCCACUUCAUACCGCAGCACGGAAUGGUCAUAAGAACGUUGCAGAACUCUUGAUAUCAAACAAUUUAGACGUGAAUGCAGUGGAAGAAGAUCAAUGGACUGCUAUUCAUUUUGCAGCUCAAAAUGGACACGAUCAGUUGAUCCAACUGUUGAUUGAUAAAGGAUCCACUGUUAACACUUGUUCAACUACCGGUGUAACUCCACUUCAUACCGCAGUAUUCAAUGGUCAUAAAAACGUUGCAGAAAUCUUGAUAUCAAACAAUGCUGACGUGAAUGCAGCGGAUGAAAAACAAAUGAAUGCUAUUCAUUAUGCAGCUGACAAUGGACACGAUCACUUGAUCCAACUGUUGAUUGACAGAGGAUCCACUGUUAACACUUGUUCAACUACCGGUGUAACUCCACUUCAUACCGCAGCAUUCAAUGGUCAUAAAAACGUUGCAGAAAUCUUGAUAUCAAACAAUGUUGACGUGAAUGCAGUGAAUGAAAAACAAUGGACUGCUAUUCAUUCUGCAGCUAAAAAUGGACACGAUCAGUUGAUCCAACUGUUGAUUGACCAAGGAUCCACUGUUAACACUUGUUCAAAUACCGGUGUAACUCCACUUCAUACCGCAGCAUCAAAUGGUCAUAAGAACGUUGCAGAAAUCUUGAUAUCAAACAAUGCUGACGUGAAUGCAGUGGAUGGAAAACAAUGGACUGCUAUUCAUUAUGCAGCUGACAAUGGACACGAUCACUUGAUCCAACUGUUGAUUGACAGAGGAUCCACUGUUAACACUUGUUCAACUAUCGGUAGAACUCCACUUCAUACCGCAGCAUUCAAUGGUCAUAAGAACGUUACAGAAAUCUUGAUAUCAAACAAUGCUGACGUGAAUGCAGUGGAAGAAGAUCAAUGGACUGCUAUUCAUUUUGCAGCUCAAAAUGGACACGAUCAGUUGAUCCAACUGUUGAUUGAUAAAGGAUCCACUGUUAACACUUGUUCAACUACCGGUGUAACUCCACUUCAUACCGCAGUAUUCAAUGGUCAUAAAAACGUUGCAGAAAUCUUGAUAUCAAACAAUGUUGACGUGAAUGCAGUGAAUGAAAAACAAUGGACUGCUAUUCAUUUUGCAGCUAAAAAUGGACACGAUCAGUUGAUCCAACUGUUGAUUGACCAAGGAUCCACUGUUAACACUUGUUCAAAUACCGGUGUAACUCCACUUCAUACCGCAGCAUCAAAUGGUCAUAAGAACGUUGCAGAAAUCUUGAUAUCAAACAAUGCUGACGUGAAUGCAGCGGAUGAAAAACAAAGGAAUGCUAUUCAUUAUGCAGCUGACAAUGGACACGAUCACUUGAUCCAACUGUUGAUUGACAGAGGAUCCACUGUUAACACUUGUUCAACUACCGGUGUAACUCCACUUCAUACCGCAGCAUUCAAUGGUCAUAAAAACGUUGCAGAAAUCUUGAUAUCAAACAAUGUUGACGUGAAUGCAGCGGAUGAAAAACAAAGGAAUGCUAUUCAUUUUGCAGCUAAAAAUGGACACGAUCAGUUGAUCCAACUGUUGAUUGACCAAGGAUCCACUGUUAACACUUGUUCAAAUACCGGUGUAACUCCACUUCAUACCGCAGCAUCAAAUGGUCAUAAGAACGUUGCAGAAAUCUUGAUAUCAAACAAUGCUGACGUGAAUGCAGUGGAUGGAAAACAAUGGACUGCUAUUCAUUAUGCAGCUGACAAUGGACACGAUCACUUGAUCCAACUGUUGAUUGACAGAGGAUCCACUGUUAACACUUGUUCAACUAGCGGUAGAACUCCACUUCAUACCGCAGCAUUCAAUGGUCAUAAGAACGUUACAGAAAUCUUGAUAUCAAACAAUGUUGACGUGAAUGCAGUGAAUGAAAAACAAUGGACUGCUAUUCAUUUUGCAGCUAAAAAUGGACACGAUCAGUUGAUCCAACUGUUGAUUGACCAAGGAUCCACUGUUAACACUUGUUCAACUACCGGCAGAACUGCACUUCAUACCGCAGCAUUCAAUGGUCAUAAGAGCGUUGCAGAACUCUUGAUAUCAAACAAUGCUGACGUGAAUGCAGUGGAUAACGAUCAAUGGACUGCUAUUCAUUAUGCAGCUCAAAAUGGACACGAUCAGUUGAUCCAACUGUUGAUUGACAAAGGAUCCACUGUUAACACUUGUUCAACUACCGGUAGAACUCCACUUCAUACCGCAGCAUCAAAUGGUCAUAAGAGCGUUGCAGAACUCUUGAUAUCAAACAAUGCUGACGUGAAUGCAGUGGAUAACGAUCAAUGGGCUGCUUUUCAUUAUGCAGCUCAAAAUGGACACGAUCAGUUGAUCCAACUGUUGAUUGACAAAGGAUCCACUGUUAACACUUGUUCAACUACCGGCAGAACUGCACUUCAUACCGCAGCAUCAAAUGGUCAUAAGAACGUUGCAGAAAUCUUGAUAUCAAACAAUGCUGACGUGAAUGCAGUGGAUAAAAAUCGAUGGACUGCUAUUCAUUUUGCAGCUCAAAAUGGACACGAUCAGUUGAUCCAACUGUUGAUUGACAGAGGAUCCACUGUUAACAGUUGUUCAAUUACCGGUUUAACUCCACUUCAUAGCGCAGCACGGAAUGGUCAUAAGAACGUUGCAGAACUCUUGAUAUCAAACAAUGCUGACGUGAAUGCAGUGGAUAAAAAUCGAUGGACUGCUAUUCAUUAUGCAGAUCAAAAUGGACACGACCAGUUGAUCCAACUGUUGAUUGACAGAGGAUCCACUAUUAACAUUUGAUCAACUACCGGUAGAACUCCACUUCAUAACGCAGCAUUCAAUGGUCUAAAGAACGUUGCAGAACUCUUGAUAUCAAACAAUGCUGACGUGAAUGCAGUGGAUGAAAAACAAUGGACUGCUAUUCAUUAUGCAGCUGAAAAUGGACACGAUCAGUUGAUCCGACUGUUGAUCCAUAAAGUAGCCACUGUUAACAUUUGUUCAAUUACUGGUUUAAGUCCACUUCAUAUCGCAGCGCGGAAUGGUCAUAAGAACAUUGCAGAACUCUUGAUAUCAAACAAUGCUGAUGUGAAUGCAGUGGAUGAAAAACAAAGGACUGCUCUUUCCUAUGCAGCUCAAAAUGGACACGAUCACUUGAUCCAACUGUUGAUUGUCAAUGAUGACAUGGUUAACAUUUGAUCAAUUACCGGUAGAACUCCGCUUCAUAGCGCAGAAUGGCAUGGUCAUAAAAAUGUUUCAUAUGUAGCUCUUGAUAGGUAAU
This is a messenger RNA of Ochlerotatus camptorhynchus, 10069 nucleotides long. RefSeq lists its product as uncharacterized. Gene Ontology annotation, biological process: protein localization to ciliary inversin compartment. Lineage: Eukaryota; Metazoa; Arthropoda; Insecta; Diptera; Culicidae. Gene Ontology annotation, cellular component: ciliary inversin compartment. The record is from RefSeq and is a predicted model, not a curated record. The coding region runs from base 307 to 9591 and encodes 3094 amino acids. The transcript has 3 exons. Gene Ontology annotation, molecular function: protein binding.